Messenger RNA from Aspergillus nidulans FGSC A4, 2547 nucleotides. RefSeq names its product chloride channel protein. Gene Ontology annotation, molecular function: chloride transmembrane transporter activity; chloride channel activity. Gene Ontology annotation, cellular component: membrane. NCBI's taxonomy places the organism in Eukaryota, Fungi, Ascomycota, Eurotiomycetes, Eurotiales, Aspergillaceae. The transcript has 7 exons. Bases 1 to 2487 code for a protein of 828 amino acids. The record is from RefSeq and is a predicted model, not a curated record. Gene Ontology annotation, biological process: transmembrane transport; chloride transport.
AUGACGUUUAACAAGGCGAUGAGCUCAAUGCCUGUCUCAUCGUCCUCGCGGUCCCCUCUUCCCUCUCCCUCCCCGCUGACCGAACGUCGCCUGUUUAGAACUUUCUCGGGGUUAUCAGCCUCGUCGCGACCACGCUCGCCCACAGGCAAUGGCCAUGCUCCGGUAACAGAGGAGAUAAGCGAGAUCAAACGGUACGAGGACUUUACCACUAUCGACUGGGUCCAGGAUGCGGUACACGAGCAAGCGCGACGGCGGAUAAAGCGCCAGGAAGGCUCGGGGUUUUGGGACAAAGAAGGCACCUUUAAAUGGAGGCUUAAAGUACGGGAGUCUUAUGACGCUGGGCAAGCUUGGCUUGUCAUUACGAUCGUCGGGGCAGUCAUUGGGCUGAUAGCGGCUGUUUUGAAUAUUAUUACUGAGUGGCUGUCGGAUAUUAAAUUGGGUUACUGUACGACGGCGUUUUAUCUCAAUCAACAGUUCUGUUGCUGGGGUGCUGAAGGAGCUGCGAAGUUGGUCAAGUCGUUUGCGCCAUACGCUGCCGGAUCAGGCAUCUCCGAAAUAAAAUGCAUCAUCGCCGGCUUCGUAAUGAAGGGUUUCUUGGGUGGAUGGACACUUUUGAUCAAGUCAAUUGCGCUUCCACUGGCCAUCGCUUCGGGUUUAUCAGUAGGUAAAGAGGGGCCAAGUGUUCACUUUGCGGUCUGUACCGGAAACGUCAUCUCGCGAUUCUUUACCAAAUACAAGCGGAGCGCAUCGAAGACUAGAGAAGUUUUGACAGCAACUGCAGCCGCCGGCGUCGCUGUUGCUUUUGGCAGUCCGAUUGGUGGCGUAUUGUUCUCUCUCGAAGAAGUAGCGUCCUAUUUCCCAUUGAAGACCCUAUGGCGGAGCUACUUCUGUGCUCUGGUUGCGACGGGAGUGUUGUCGGUUAUGAACCCCUUUAGAACUGGGCAGCUCGUCAUGUUCCAGGUGCGAUAUGACCGAUCAUGGCACUUUUUCGAAUUGAUAUUUUUCGUCAUUAUUGGUAUAUUUGGUGGAUUGUAUGGAGCGUUGGUGAUCAAAUGGAACCUCCGCGUCCAAGCGUUCAGGAAGAAGUACCUCUCUCAACAUGCCGUAGUUGAGUCCGUGAUCCUAGCCGUUGUUACGGCAGUUAUAUGUUUCCCCAAUAUGUUCUUGAAGAUCAACAUGACUGAAAUGAUGGAGAUCUUGUUCCAAGAAUGCGAGGGAGAGCAUGACUACCAUGGCCUUUGCGAGUCGAAGUAUCGCUGGUCAAUGGUGUUCUCAUUAGCUACAGCCACAAUUUUACGGAUAUUCUUAGUGAUAAUAUCCUAUGGCUGUAAGGUGCCGGCUGGAAUUUUUGUUCCAUCAAUGGCGAUCGGGGCGUCUUUUGGCCGCAUGGUCGGUAUUAUGGUCCAGGCAUUGCAUGAAUCGUUUCCAGAUUCGAAGUUCUUCGCAGCUUGCGAGCCGGACCUCCCUUGUAUCACGCCUGGCACCUAUGCAUUCUUAGGCGCAGGCGCAGCUCUGAGCGGAAUCAUGCACUUGACUAUCUCAGUGACCGUGAUUAUGUUCGAGCUGACUGGGGCUCUGACCUAUAUUCUUCCCACUAUGAUCGUGGUGGGUGUCACCAAAGCAGUGGGAGACCGCUUCGGGAACGGCGGCAUAGCUGACCGCAUGAUCUGGGCCAAUGGGUUCCCAUUCCUUGAUAAUAAAGAGGAUCACGUCUUUAAUGUCCCUGUUUCCCAUGCAAUGACCACUGACCCGGUAUCGCUUCCUGCCUCUGACUUCCCAGUGCGUGAAGCAGAGCACCUUCUGAAUGAUAAUAAAUUCCAAGGCUUCCCAAUCAUAGAAGACCGCUCGAGCAAAAUCUUGGUUGGGUACAUUGGCCGCACGGAACUGCGUUACGCUAUCGAUCGAGCCAGAAGGGAAGGUAUGAUUUCUCCUAGCGCCCAGUGCGUGUUCACCAAGGACGCAGCGGAAGCCUCAGUCGCCCGCCGCGCCUCCUCUACUUUGCAGCGUACUCUCUUAACACCCGACACUUUCGAUAAUAUCGAGAGCAGUUCUGGGGCGAGUUUCGUGGACUUUAGCAGAUACAUCGACAACACGCCAUUAACCGUACACCCACGCCUGCCGCUAGAAACCGUCAUGGAGAUCUUCAAGAAGAUGGGACCUCGUGUCAUUUUGGUUGAGCACCGUGGCCGACUCACGGGCCUUGUCACGGUCAAGGACUGCCUCAAGUACCAGUUUAAGGUCGAGGCCGAGGAGCAAGCACUAGCUGCAACACACCAUCCCGAACUUCCCCUUGGGGCGUACCAGGCGAAGGAUAAUGGCACUCUUGAAGAACGCAUCUGGAAUCUUAUGCAGAAGAUUGGGUCGAGGUUUUCCAAGAGUUCCGGACAACCACGAGAUGCCAUGCCUCUCCCGCAAGACGACCAAUCUCCAAUUGGUGUGGGGAAUGACGCAGAUGGCCGGAUGGUCGAGUUGGAAGAACGACCUUAGUAUUAGAAUUUUGAUUGUAUGGUAAAUGAAAUAUAGACGAACAAUCCUUUAUCCUAUAGA